GCUUGCUUGGCCCGCCCGUCGCCCUCUUCUUUCUUCCUCCCUGCAUCUUCCUUCGUCUGUUCUGCUGCCAGACGAAAACCCUAGCCGCCGCCGCCGCCGCCGCAGAUCAUCUUGAGAUGGGUGGCAAGUGCCCGCACCGCAAGGUCAAGAAGCGCCGCCUCUCUCACAAGACGGCGCGUCGUGGCAAGUUCCUCCUCAAGGCCGACGAUGCCGUCUACGAGGAGCUCGUCAAGCUGGCCGACCAGGGGAAGGAUGCCCAAGCCAAGGAGCUCCCCGUAGACGAGGACCUUCCCGGCAUGGGACAGUUCUACUGCCUCCACUGCGAUCGUUACUUUGCAAGCGAGAGCGUGAAGGAUGAGCACUACCGGUCAAAGCGCCACAAGAAAAGGGUGAAGGUAAUGUCAGGACCAGCUCCACACACGCAACUUGACGCGGAACUUGCUGCUGGAAUGGGAAUGCCUGACAAUGGACUGAAGCUCAUGUCCAUGUGAAGGAACAAGGAACCUCUUGUUAGUACUUGUACCGUGUUUUUCUUGCUGUCAUACAUCUGAAGCUGCUUUGCUCGGUAGCUAAUGGAGUUAGUAGAUGGUGUUUAAUGUCCAAGACUUGUUCUAAGAGAGGCUUCAUCAGGAUGAGAGGGUUUUUGGGAGGGUCAGCGGCGGUUAAUGCCUGUAUCAUGAAAUCAGUUUCAUGAUAAUGUCUUGUAUCGUUUGGCUGCAGAUUGUGUGUUGUCUAUGAAAUAGAAGUUGGCUUUUACAGGCUAUUUGGUUUGACGAACUCAAACUUUACAAGGUGUCGAGGUACCCUUAGCACACAGUGUGGUAGGGUUACUAGUUAGGUAACCUUGGUUAUUCCAUGUGUGUAAUGAAUGGUGGUACCAUGAGUCAGACAGACGCUAGAGGUGGUACCAGGAACAGCAGCACUUGUCAGCUUCCAUUCCCUGUGAAGAUUUCCUAGAUCCAUUUGAUUCUCUC
Panicum virgatum (switchgrass) is the source of this 974-nucleotide messenger RNA. RefSeq names its product zinc finger protein 593 homolog. Bases 117 to 491 code for a protein of 124 amino acids. The record is from RefSeq and is a predicted model, not a curated record. Gene Ontology annotation, molecular function: zinc ion binding; nucleic acid binding. NCBI's taxonomy places the organism in Eukaryota, Viridiplantae, Streptophyta, Magnoliopsida, Poales, Poaceae. The transcript has 3 exons.